Verticillium dahliae VdLs.17 is the source of this 1635-nucleotide messenger RNA. Its product is annotated as allantoate permease. The record is from RefSeq and is a predicted model, not a curated record. The coding region runs from base 1 to 1635 and encodes 544 amino acids. Gene Ontology annotation, cellular component: membrane. Gene Ontology annotation, molecular function: transmembrane transporter activity. The transcript has 3 exons. Gene Ontology annotation, biological process: transmembrane transport. NCBI's taxonomy places the organism in Eukaryota, Fungi, Ascomycota, Sordariomycetes, Glomerellales, Plectosphaerellaceae.
AUGACCUCCAACGAGGCUGGCGACAACAAGGCCACCAUUUCUCAGCACGAGGAUGGCACCAACCCGGCUGUCAACCCCACAACCAGGCCGGACACGAUCGACGACGACCCCGAGACCCGGUCCGUCGACAUUGACACCAAGCAAGCCAACACGCGUUAUGGCGAGAUUGACAGGGAGCUCGCCAACUAUGUCAACGCCGAGCGUAUCGAGAUCUCGCCCGAGCGCAGCGACCAGCUCCGCCGCAUGAUCGACAAGCGCGUCCUCAUCGUCAUGAUCUUGACGUACUUCCUCCAGGCCAUCGACAAGGGCACCAUGUCCUUCUCCUCCAUCAUGGGACUCCCCGAGGACACUGGCCUGGUGGAUGCCGAAGGCAAGCUGGAGCAGUCGUACUCCUGGCUGACGACGUGUAUCUACAUUGCCGUCCUCAUCGUCGAAUACCCCCAGAACUGGCUCAUCGCCCGCGUCCCCAUCGCCAAGUACCUCAGCUUCUGCAUCGUCGCCUGGGGCAUCACGCUCGCGUGCCACGCCGCCUGCACCAGCUUUGAGGGCCUGCUCGUCGUCCGCACGCUGCUCGGUAUCUUCGAGUCGGUCUGCCAGCCUGCUUUCGUCAUCCUGUCCGGCAUGUGGUACCGCCGCGAGGAGCAGGCUUCCCGCGUGACGUACUGGUACAUGAUGAACGGCGCGCAGCAGAUUGUCGGCGGCCUGCUCGCCUACUGCUUCAGCCUCAUCAAGACGGGCCCGCUCGCGUCGUGGCAGUGGCUCUUCCUCACGUACGGCGUCAUCUCGGUCGUGUUCGGCCUGUGGGUGGGCUUCUGGAUGCCCGACUCGCCGAUGCGGGCGCACUGCUUCACCGAGGCGGAGAAGCACGAGAUGGUGGAACGCGUGCGCGACAACCAGACGGGCAUCCAGAACAAGACGUUCAAGCGGCACCAGUUCGUCGAGGGCCUGACGGACCCGCAGGUCUGGGGCUACUGCGGCAUCGCCUUCUGCACGACGCUGCCGACGUCGGGCCUCGGCGCCUUCGCCAACAUCAUCAUCAAGUCGUUCGGCUUCAGCCUCAUCGAGACGCAGCUGCUGGCCAUGGUGCUGGGCUUCUACAUCAUCAUCGUGCUGCUGAGCUCCGUGUGGCUCGCCAAGCGCUACGGCCAGAACCUCUGGAUCAUGCUCGUCUACUGCCUGCCGUCGUUCGCCGGCACGGCCGUGCUCAUGACGGUGCGCACGGGCAGCAUGGGCACCAACGUCGGCCUGCUCAUCUCGUACUACAUCACCCUCUCCUUCUGGGCCGCCCAGACGCUCGCCCUGUCGCUCAUCUCGCGCAACAUUGCCGGCCAGACCAAGAAGACGGUCGCCGUCGCCAUGAACUUUAUCUUCUGGGCCGCCGGCAACGCCGUCGGGCCCCAGGUCUUCCUGCAGCGCGACCAGCCCCGCUACCUCAUCGCCUUUUCCACCCACAUGGGCUGCUACGGCCUGCUCGUCCUCAUCAUCGUCGCCCUGCGCUUCCACCUCGUCCGCCAGAACAAGAAGAGGGACGACCUGGCCGCGUCGGGCGUCGCCGAGGCGAGCCCCGACUUUACCUCCCACGCCUACGAGGAUCUCACGGACAGGGAGAACCUGGCGUUCCGCUACGUGUUCUAG